AUGGAACCACCUUUAUUGUCGCCCUCAAUAACAAAUGCCACCCUCUCUCCGACGCCGUCAUCCCCCGGAGACGGCGGAGGCGGAAACUUUGACAACGCAUGGUAUGGACACAUUCAGUACCUGUUCAACAUCUCGAUCAUCGGAGCUCUCACUUGUCUAUUGAUCUUCGUUUUUGUGAAGCUCCGCAGCGACCACCGCCGCGUGCCGGGUCCAACCGCCUUCGCCUCCAAGCUGCUCGCCGUGUGGCAUGCCACCAGUCGCGAGAUUGCGCACCACUGUGGAGCUGAUGCCGCCCAGUUCCUCCUAAUCGAGGGUGGCAGCUCCGCCAUCCUCCUCCUCCUUGCCACCCUCGCAGUUGCAGUUAUGCUUCCCCUCAAUAUCUACGCCGGGAAAGCCCCAAUUUCUGAUCAAUUCUCGAAGACCACCAUAAAUCAUAUUAAAAAAGGUUUCGUGAUGGGUAAGGGAAUCCAAGGAUUCCAAGCGAGCCCAGCUCGAAUUUAA
Fraxinus pennsylvanica is the source of this 501-nucleotide messenger RNA. NCBI's taxonomy places the organism in Eukaryota, Viridiplantae, Streptophyta, Magnoliopsida, Lamiales, Oleaceae. The record is from the annotation of a GenBank genome assembly.